UUUCAUUUAAAUUACUAUAAUUUUUGAAAAUGUUCCCAGGUGGUGCCACUACAAAGCCAAACCCGAAAUAUCUCGAGAUGGAAGAGAGACUCGCUAGAGAGAUGUCCAGGAUGAAGUUUGACAGCGACAAACAGAAGGUUGAGAUUGACAGGAUCUGCUCUGAUAGUGAAGAAAUCAAAGAGCUACAAGAGAAGAUAAGAAAUGCCUACCUUAAUAAAGAAAGAGCUGCUCAAUUAGCUGAGACACAGAUGAAGGUACACAAGGAAGUUGAAGAAGACGCCAGAAUGGACAUGGCCAUGCUCAGAAAGAAGGAAAUCGAGGAAGCCCAAGAACGGGCGGCCCAACGUCAAGAAGCUAUGGACAGGUUGGAAAAUAAGCAACGGAUUCAAGCUCAAAUGGCUGAAAAGGAAGCCCUGAUUCUUCAAGCCCAGAGAGAGGAGUUUGAGAGAGAAAAAGGCCAAGUCGAAGAAGUUGUCAAUAGAUUAAUCGAGGAAGACACAGAGAUGGCCAAACUCACUAAAUUAAAGCAAGAGCAAGCAAAGUUAGAUAUGAAGCAAAGCUUCCUUGAGAAGAGGAGGAAUGAGCAAAGACUUAAGGAAAUUGAAGAGAUUGAAGAAGACAAUGUCCGUAGAUACGCAGAAGAGCAAGCUGUUAGAGAGGCUGGAAUCAAACGUGAGAAAGCAAAAGUUGAAGCUGAAAGAGAGAAAAUAUUCAAGACACUCAAGGAAGAAGAAGAGAGAAGAAGAGCUGAAGAGGAGUACAUUGAAAACCUCAGAGUCCAACUCUACCAAGAAGAGUUUGAGGAACGUGAAAGAGAGAAGGAAAGACAAGAAGCUGAGAAGCGUGUCAAUGUCAUGCAUGAGCUCCUCAGAGCUCAAGAGUACCAGAAGAUGAUCAAAGAAGAAAGAGAAGCUGAAGAGAGAAGAAUUGAAGAGGACUUCAAGAGAAAAAUGCUCGAGAAAUUCGCUGAAGAUGACAGAGUUGAACAACUCAAUGCUCAAAGAAGAAGAAUGAAGGAGCAAGAGCACAAGAGAGAAGUCGAAAGAUUAGAGCAGAGAGAAAUUGAAAUCGAAGAGAAACGUGCCCAGGAAGAGGAAGAAAAUCGCAAGAAAGAUAUUGUCAAAGCAGAAAUGGAGAGAUUGUUGGCAGAGCAUGGGGAUAUACUGGAGAAAUAUCAUCCAAAGGCAUCUACAACUUAUGGAGAAGGGUUUAUCAAAGGUACUCAAUAAAAUUAAUUGAAUUUCUCAAUAAAAUUCAUUUAGUAA
Messenger RNA from Moneuplotes crassus, 1265 nucleotides. NCBI's taxonomy places the organism in Eukaryota, Ciliophora, Spirotrichea, Euplotida, Euplotidae. The record is from the annotation of a GenBank genome assembly.